Molecule: messenger RNA, 2163 nt
Organism: Urocitellus parryii (Arctic ground squirrel)
Lineage: Eukaryota; Metazoa; Chordata; Mammalia; Rodentia; Sciuridae
Source: RefSeq, a predicted model, not a curated record
AUGGAGGCCACCGCGGCGGGCGCGAAGGACCGCUUGGGGUCACCGCCGUGUCACCGCCGCGCCACCGCGCUGCGGUCCUGCCGCUUCCAGCCGCGGGCUCGCGGACGGCGCGGCCGUUGCCCAGGCGACGCGCAUAGCAGCGCCACCCGCCGGAGGCGGCCACCGCGGUCUGGUCCCCAACGCGACAUGGCCGACUUGCGCUCGCGUCGCGGACAGCGAAAGACGAAGGAGGAUCCGGGGUCCAAGAGGGCCUCGACGGAGGAGAAGCAGCCGGAGGAGGAGGAGCAGGGGGAGGAGGAAUGGGGGGAGGAGGAGGAGGAGGAGGAGGAGGAGGAGGAGGAGGAGCGGGAGGAGGGGGAAGAGGAGCGGCGGGGCGACGAGGGCAAGUCCUCCGAGUUCUGCGACGAGGACCUCUGGAAGGUCGUGGACGUCCUAGACACCGAUGACGGCUUCCUGGCCUCGCACCCCCGUCUGGCCAGCGUGGAGAGCCCCAGCCUGGGCUCCACGUCCACUCUCACCCAGCAGUUGAGCACCUCUGAGAGCCCGCUGUCCCCCCACAGCCCGACGCCGCCCAGCGAGGUCCGGACGCCAAGCCAGAUCACGCUCUCCAGCACCUCCUCCCGGAAAAGUUUUCCUAAAAUAUUUGAAACAUUUAAGAAAGACACGAGUGAAAGAAAUAUAGAUAGAAGUAUCUAUAAAGGGUUGUACCCAGGAGUUCCAAUGUCGGUACAAACAGAAGAGAGCUGGCUUCAGGACAUGUUUGGUGACAAGGACGCAGACAGAUGGGUGAUCAAUCCCGAGGAGCCCAAACUCAGCGUGCUGUGUGAGCUGGAGUUUAAAGAAGACUUCAUACAGCUCUUUGAGCCUUCCCUGACAACACUGCCCAGCGUCGGGCCGCCGUCCAUUCUGGCACACAAAAAAGAUCAUUCCGACUCAGACAUUUACUUCAAGGAGGAAGAGGAAGAUCUUGCCCCCAAGUGUGAAUUCUGUAACAGUGACCUCCACUCAUUCCUCUCCAACGUGGACAUUUCCUCUAACAUGGAAGGACCUCCCCCUUGUUGCCGUCAUUUCCAAAAUCUCAUCGACUUCAUCUAUGAGGAAAACCAGAAAUCCCAACGCACUGCGACGGAGCUGAUCAAGAUUGCCCCUCACGCGGCCCACGGCAGCGAGGCGGAGCGGCUCAAGGCCAAGGAGAGGGCCCAGAGGAGGAAACAGGAGCGGCUGGCGGCCAGGCAUCUUGCAAUACUGGCCAACACGGAGCAGAUUAGUUCUAUACCAGAAGACCCAAGGCGCUUAAAAACAAUUUCAUAUCAACUUUCGGUGGAUGUUCCAAAACCAAAGCCAGUUGUAGAAAGGCUAUCUGACUUUUAUCUGAAGUAUACUAAUAUAUCCAUCCUUUGUUGUGAUUCCAGGAGAGCAUGUGGAAAGGUGGUGACCAGCGAGCUCCUGGAGAGGCACUACAAGAACGGCCGCAAGUUCCUGACCUCGUUCCCAGACGGGACCACACAGAUCUUCUAUCCAUCUGGAAACCUAGCCAUCAUCCAAGUGCCCAACAAGAUAAAUGGCUUCACGUGUAUAAUCCAAGAAGACGUGCCCACGAACCCUGCCAUCCUGGCGCUGCUGGACUCCUCRGGCAGAGGCUCCUGCUACCACCCCAAUGGAAAUGUCUGGGUGUUCAUCAAUCUCCUGGGAGGUCAAUAUUCAGAUCAAGCUGGCAAUAGAAUAAGAGUCUGGAAUUGGUCCCGUUCUGUGACGUCCUCGCCUUUGGCUUCGUUCAAGCCUGUCUUCCUGGCUCUGAACCACCAYGUUGGAAUUCGAAUCUUAGGGCAGGACAAGGUUUCCAUCACUUUCCUAGCAAUGGGACAACAGGCAAGAAUCAGUGUUGGGACCAAAGUGAAGGUGGCCCUGCCUGAGGAGAUCCCAGUGCUGUGGUACGUGAGUGGAGAGGAUCUCUUCCUGCUGGCCAGCUUAAUCAAGAUCCGCAGGCUGUUCCACAGGCUGCAAGGUGGCGCAGCCUUCCCCUCGAGCCAGGUUUGGGGAAGACUGAAGCAGCCUUCCUACCUUUCUUCACUCUGUCUAAAACUACUUGCCCUCUGUCACAACUCAGGGGCAAAGAAAGAUAUCCUGACGACAGUCAGAGACAGAAUAAAGGAAAACAUUUAA